Molecule: messenger RNA, 564 nt
Organism: Purpureocillium lilacinum
Lineage: Eukaryota; Fungi; Ascomycota; Sordariomycetes; Hypocreales; Ophiocordycipitaceae
Source: RefSeq, a predicted model, not a curated record
AUGCAUCUUCUUCUGUUUCUCGCGACCGUUGCUGGCGCAUUGUCGACCAGAAGCACCACGGAAGGGGUGUACCGACAGCCCAAGACCAAGUCUGUCCUCACGAUCAACAUUGAGAUCGGCGGGGCUCCGGCAAACACAACCACGUUCGACGGUCUCAUCUCUGUGAUCCCCAUCCGCGGCGGCGCGGUCAAGGGAAAGUUCUUUAACGGGAACCUUGUGGCGAACCUCUCCUCCUCCACUGAGAGGGUCUUGCCUGGCUCCGGCGGCACGAAGACUGAGGUAGAGACUCGGUGGGUUCUCGAGGACAAGAACGGCCAACGCAUCCUGGCCAACAUGCAUGGCAUGACGACGUACGCCAACGAAGCGUUGCAUGGAUUCGGGGUCGCGCGCCUGAUGACGGAUGUCGCCCAGUACUCGUGGGUGAGCUGGGAGACGUUUCUCGUCGAGUGGACGGGCGAAUAUUACACGGGCACCGCAGAGUUUGAGAUCUUUUCAAUCGCCAGUGGCGGACGCAAGGACGGCAAACCGAUCAAGGCGUUGCUUCCGCCCGGAAAGGGAAAGUAA